AUGGAUUUGGACCUCAACUCACGCGACGCGCUCGACCGGCUCACAAGAGAUCUCGCUCAACGCGAAGGAGAUAUUCCGGAUAAUGAUGAUUACAAGUUGCCAGAGCUAGAACCGUUGAGCCAUGACCAUCCAUUGCUCUCCGCAACGGCCACUCCCCAGUUUGACGUCGAAAAGUUUUUGUUAUCGAGGACACAUACGUCCUUGACGGAUCUACGUGUCGAAUUACGCGAUUAUUUGGCACAGCUCAAGGAGGAACUUGUACAACUCAUCAAUGACGACUAUGAGGCAUUUAUCAGCCUUAGUACGGAUCUAAGAGGCGAAGGAGCACGAUUAGAACGCAUACAUGCCCCCGUGGAGUCUUUACGCGUCGAGAUUCAGGAAUCUAGCAAAGUUCUACAUGGGAUUGAGAGUGCAGUUCAAGCAAAACUCGCGCAGAGAACGAAGCUGAGGGAGGAAAAGAAUCUAUUGCGCAUGCUUUUCAACGUUUCCGACUCAUUGACGCGAUUAGAAUCGCUUCUCUUAAUUCCCUCUCCCGAAGAAGCACAAGCAGAUACACCAACUCAACGGCAGAUGCACCUCGAAGAUGCCGACUCAAAGGAGCAGGUGAAGAGGGUGAAACAUUUGUCGCGCGUCGCAGCCGGAUUUGUACAGCUCCUUUACCAGGCCGACAAGGCUCGCGCGGAGGAGUGUGCGUUCAUCACUGAAAACCAGUGGCGUAUAGAUCGGAUCAAGGAUACACUAUUGCGUGACUUGAACCAAUUCUUCAGCAAUACACUGCAAACGUUCAUCAAUAGCAGUGAUAAGUCACCGCAAGAUCGCUUACUGGCAAAGGCAGAACUAUCGGAAUGUCUCAAGACGUAUGACAUGCUCGAUAUGCAUGAGGACGCGGAGGAAAUUAUCCGAGAACAGAUAGUUCGGCCCUUCACCCGACGAACAAUAUUCACAGGAGCUUUGAAUGUGCCGCAUUCACCUGUCGUACCUCGGACACCAUUUGUUACCUCAAAUAACCACCCAUCAGCUCCUUCAACGCCAUACACUCCAUUUACCGCUUUUCCUCAGAAGCGGGGGACAUCCCAGUCUUCCUUUUUCGUCUCGGAGGGUUCACGACUACCACUCCUCGACGAUUCUAAGGACCAACUUGCGACGUUGUACAACAACAUACUCCAAUUUAUCGAGCGAAGCUGCAGCGAAAUCAUGGAGCUGGCGAGUAAAUUCACGAGGAAACAUGGAUCCAAGACGGUGCCAUCCGGUGCAGUUGGCCCCAUCCCUGGGCAAAGUAUCGCGCCAUCUCAGAGCUUGGCAGAUAUUCAGCUCGAUUCAAAGACAUUUGACAUUCUAGGCAAUGUCGUGUGGGCUGAGAUUGGACGAGCACUCAUGGAGGAGCUUGGUGCCGUCAUCUUUGCUGCUGGAAAGCCACUUGAAUUCAAAAAUCAUUAUGCCACCACCAAGGGCUUCCUUGCUGGGCUGGAAUAUCUAGCACCAGACUCCGAAGCCGUUAUAGCCUUGCGACGACAUCCGGUCUAUGUCACCUUUGAAAAGCGAUGGCAAUUGCCUGUCUAUUUUCAGUUACGAUGGCGCGAGAUUGUAGGCGAUAUGGAGCUCGAUCUCAGUGAGGUCCAAGUUCGUCUCUCUCUUGAAUCUGGAUUAUCAAGACAGGCGUUGUCCGUGUUAUACGCCGUCUCGUGCUGUUGGAGUCCUGACGUUUAUAUCACGGAACUUGGCCACCGCUUUUGGAAGUUGACAAUUCAGAUUAUCGAACGGUACAGACAAUGGAUCCAAGCAAAUAUGCCGAUACUCGAAGCGUCUCAAUCUUUAGUCGCUCUAAAGAAGGAGAAGGCAGAGGGACCCCGCCCAUCCACCUCUUCCCCCCGUGUUUCGACUCCACAGCCUGAGACCUCAAGGAUUUCCUGGGCAACGGAUGAUGAGAAGCUUCGUCAUCUCGCUUCGCUGGUCACAGACAUCAAGAUAUUCUCCCAGAGGGUGAUGCUCAUGUGGUUCGAGGAUAUCAGCAAAUUUGCACCGGCUAUAGACGACCUCCCACUGGAAGAAAUUCUCCGCGAGUCGGUCUCUCGGAUCGAGGCGAUUGUGCCAGAGCUUAAUUUGCACAUCCUAACCAUACUGACUCGCAAAUGUUGUGAUCCAGUCGACUAUGUUAGUCGUAUACCUGGGGAGAUGAGGACUCAGAAUCGUCGGCGGGUUGCGGUGACUUCUCCGAGUCCGUUUGUCUCAGAGAUCUUUAGACCUUUGCGUGACUUCUUUGGUAUUACGGGCGCUGGGAAUACCGUUGUUGGGGGUGGAGCACCUCCUGCUCCUUCAUACAGAGGGGUGGGCCAAACGUUACUCUCGGAUGUUGGCCCAAAAUGGGCCGCAGAGAUACUGGGAGCAGUUUCUUCAGCAUAUCUCUCUCACUUAAGCUCGACUAUGAAAAACGAAGAGCAAUUGAAACGUCUUAGAAAGGGUGCUCGGUCCGGUUUUUCACUCUUUGGAGGUCAGAGCACGACACAAGAUGAAGCCAUCAAAGACGAUGAACGCAUUAGGGAGCAAAUGAUCAUGGACGUUAAUAGGUUAGGGCAAGAGGCAGAGGCGUUUGGAGUCACUUUGUCGGCCAUCCCCACCUAUAGUGCACUAGUCUCUCUUGCCGCACAGAGAGGCGAUCUGAAUGGGGACAUCUUGACCAUCACCAUGACUAUCGUUUCAGCCCCAGGAAAAGUUCUGAUUACCGGAGGUUACCUCGUAUUAGAUCGGAAGUACUCUGGAUUUGUCGUAGCGGCGUCCUCUCGCUUCUACUCUGCCAUCGAGAAAGGGCAAGGGGGCCCAAACAUUAUUCGGGUCAAAUCCCCACAGUUUCUCGAGGCAAAAUGGAUGUAUCAAGCUACAGUGCGUGAUGGAGACAAGUUUGAGGUUUCGCAGCUUCCAGGGCCCACCGCGAGCAAGAACAAGUUUGUCCAUUUGGCUUUAGAUCGCACGAUCCAAGUCGUCAACGAGCUUAAGGGCCCCCAGCACGUCAAGGAUGCCUUGCGCGAUGGCUUAGAUAUCGCCAUCCUGGGAGCAAACGACUUUUACUCUCAACGAGGGCAGUUGGAGAAACUUCAGCUCCCAAGAACCCUCGAGUCACUGAAAAAAAUCCCCCCUUUUGUUCACCUUGGGGUCACAAUCGAGAAUGCACACAAGACGGGAAUGGGAUCUUCAGCCGCAUUGAUCACUUCGCUCGUGGGAUGUCUCCUUAUACACAUGGGAGCGAUAGAUCCCUCCAGCAUUAUGUCUGCUGAUAGCGACGAGCUGCGACUCGUACACAACGUCGCACAAUAUGUGCAUUGCUUCGCUCAGGGAAAGGUGGGCAGUGGGUUUGAUGUCUCAGCGGCCAUAUAUGGAAGCCAUGUCUACACACGUUUCGACCCAAAAGUCAUCCAACCCCUCAUGGACGAUGCAUCUGGAAGCGCUGCCACACUACCCAUCCUGUCUCCCAAGUGGGAUAAUAAUGCCAUUUUGGCCCAAUUACCUCCACUCACGCGCCUAUUGCUUGCGGACGUCGAUGCCGGAAGUGAUUCCCCUUCCAUGGCUAGUAAAGUACUCAAGUGGAGGAAGGAGAACACAGAAGAAGCUCAUGCACUAUGGACCGAGCUGGACAAGCGUAACCUUGAAGUAGCAAGGUCCCUCUCUAGACUCACAGAGAGAUACAAUAGCGACCCGAAAGCAUACCAGCAAUCUGCGAUACAGGCGGCAUCGAGAUCUGCCGUAGAGUGGCAAGCGGCGGAGGGAAGCUCCGGGAAUGAACUUGGAGCAGACUUCGCUGCCGCGAACCAUGCAAUUCAGGCUGUCAGAGAACAGAUGAAGACAAUGGGAAACCUUGCUGGGGUUCCAAUCGAGCCAGACGAACAGACUCGUCUGCUGAAUAAAUGCAUGGAACUACCUGGAGUCAUCGGUGGAGGAGUUCCGGGUGCGGGGGGUUAUGAUGCCAUUUGGCUUCUCGUCCUUGAACCAAACCCUGGUGCAUCAGAUUCUCCUGUGCAUGCAAUCGAAAGACUUUGGUCGGAGUAUAUGGAGAUGACCGUGUCACCACUCCUUGCUGAGGAAAGCCAUGAUCGUGGGGUAAAAGUGGAGAGCAUGGAAAGGGUUGCUGGGCUACGAGAUGCGAUUCGACGGGACUGA
Serendipita indica DSM 11827 is the source of this 4149-nucleotide messenger RNA. The record is from the annotation of a GenBank genome assembly. Lineage: Eukaryota; Fungi; Basidiomycota; Agaricomycetes; Sebacinales; Serendipitaceae.